Danio aesculapii is the source of this 1814-nucleotide messenger RNA. RefSeq names its product diphthamide biosynthesis 7 (gene dph7). NCBI's taxonomy places the organism in Eukaryota, Metazoa, Chordata, Actinopteri, Cypriniformes, Danionidae. The coding region runs from base 276 to 1607 and encodes 443 amino acids. Gene Ontology annotation, molecular function: protein binding. The record is from RefSeq and is a predicted model, not a curated record. The transcript is spliced from 9 exons.
CACGUCAUGUUUACCUCGUAAAACGAUAAAAGUCGAAGUUACACGAACACGGUUAUGCUCUUGAAACUGUCAUUUGAUGUUAAGUUAGAAAAUGCCCAAAAGACUUAAUGCCUUAAAUUUAUUUGAGCCUAAAAUGUAAACACUAUAUGACAGCUGACCCGAUGUGUUGAAAGUAACGGUUAUCACAGCCUGACUGACAGCCAGCACGCGUUCUGUCAUUUGUUGGUCCGCGUUUAUUCUUUCUAAGUAGCUUUAUGUUGUGUCGAGUGGUUUAAAUGGGUUGGCAGUCUCGAACCCGAACCCUGCAGGUGUUUGACACGGAGUUAACUGCGGAUACGGUCGAGUGGUGCCCUAUACCACAGUGGGCUCAUGUUCUGGCAUGUGGGACUUAUCAACAACUUUUGGAAGGAGAUGAUAAGCAUAGCACAGAAGAGUCCGCUGCCCCGAGGAGAAUCGGUCGACUUUAUCUAUUUGACUGUAAUCCUCAGCCAUCGUUCAUUCCUCCAUUGACGGAGACUCAGAGAACAGAAACUGCAGCUAUCCUCGAUCUCAAGUGGUGUCAUGUGCCAAUAUCUGAGCGCCCAUUAUUGGGAAUGGCCACUGCGAGUGGAGAAAUCCAGCUUUACAAGCUUAUCGAAGCUCAGCAGGGCUCCAGUGGUCUGGAGUGUGAGCUGUGCACAGAUUUGGGUCCUGACAGACUGGCCUUGUCUUUAGACUGGUCCACAGGACGAGGCGAGAGCAGUGAUGUGCGUGUGGUGUCCAGUGACUCCACUGGCUCUAUCACACUGUUGUCUCUGGGGGAAGCAGAUUUAACCACUGUGUGUCAGUGGAAAGCUCACGAAUAUGAAGCCUGGAUCUCAGCGUUUAGUUACUGGGAUACUCAGACUGUUUAUUCAGGUGGUGAUGACAGCAAACUAAAGGGCUGGGAUCUGAGAAUGGGUUCCUCUUCCCCUACUUUCACCAGCAAAAGGCAUACUAUGGGUGUUUGCAGCAUACACAGUAACCCUCAUCGAGAGCACAUACUGGCCACCGGAAGCUAUGAUGAGAAUGUGUUGCUGUGGGAUGGGAGGAACAUGAAGCAGCCCCUGAGUGAGACUCCAGUGGGUGGAGGAGUGUGGAGACUCAAGUGGCACCCCAGUCAAGAGCACCUACUGCUAGCUGCAUGUAUGCAUAAUGACUUCCAGAUACUCCACUGCCAGAAAGCUAUGGAAGGACAAGAGACACCAUGUCAGGUUCUAGGGUCCUAUAUUCUUCACAACUCUUUAGCAUAUGGAGCAGACUGGUCCAGACUCCCUGUAAGCUCCUCUGCACCCCCCUCUCCUCAAGAUCCUCCACAAACCAGCUCAGGGCUCGUCGAGUCCACAGGUCACCUCAGGAUCCAGUAUGAAUCACCCACUGCCAGCUUCGACACAUCUCUAGAGGACGACUCGGGACGCUACAUACCCGACCAAUGUCCUUUACCAGAAAAAAGCUCCGUUCCAGACCUGUUCACCAGCGAUGCCUGGGACUCUGUGUCCUGUCUGAUGGCCACCUGCUCCUUCUACGACCACAUGAUGCAUGUGUGGCGGUGGGAUUGGAGCCCAGAGGAAAAACACGAAGCCCUAUAAAAAUGAGCUUGUUUGGAGCUGCACAUUCAGGUGACCGAAGUAUUGCUUUGUAUUUAAUAUAUGCAAUAUUGCUUUAUUCCUGUGUCAUUUGCUGACUAUAUUCUUGGCUAGAAAAUGUACAGGCGAUUUUUCUAGUGGUAAUGGCUCCAAUUUAAUUAACACUGAGAUCUAGAUCUUUUAUAACAAAUAAACUAUAUCUAUAUUAAA